This is a messenger RNA of Macroventuria anomochaeta, 1152 nucleotides long. Its product is annotated as GroES-like protein. Lineage: Eukaryota; Fungi; Ascomycota; Dothideomycetes; Pleosporales; Didymellaceae. The transcript has 3 exons. Bases 61 to 1149 code for a protein of 362 amino acids. Gene Ontology annotation, molecular function: oxidoreductase activity, acting on NAD(P)H. The record is from RefSeq and is a predicted model, not a curated record.
CUCAGAAAACCACCUCUAAUCUUUGUAUCUUAUUGCCUCUCAGACUGACACAACCUCACCAUGUCGACACACUUUGCAGUAGCAACAGUGGGCGUCAAAGCCAAGCUCGAACUCAUCCGAGUACCUACUGUCAAACCUACAGGAGAUCAGGUCCGUAUCCGAAACGAAUGGACUGCCUCCACACCAUUAGAUCUGCACCAGAACGACGGUGGUCUUCUGGUGAAGCACCCGCAGGUCCUUGGUGACGGCACCGCGGGUACAGUUGUCGAAGUCGGACCUGAUGUGAAAAGACUCAAGGUCGGCGACAAGGUAUUCGGAUUUACGUGGAGAACCCAAGCGGAGAAGGGGCAACAGGAGUUUGCUACGGUCGAAGAGUGGCUGCUUGCUAAGCUCCCAGAAGACUUUACGCUUGCAGAGGCGAUAACCCUUCCAGACAAUCUCGUCACGGUGUUCCAUACGCUGACAGCAGACCUGGGCAUCGAGCUGCCGUGGCCAAAGCCGAAUGAGUACGUGCCAGCGAAUGCUGACAGUCCGAUCCUGAUCUGGGGCGGGUCGUCAUCUGUCGGUCAGUUCGCGCUACAGGUCCUGCGAUACUAUGGCUACACCAAUGUCCUGGCCACUGCCUCCCGCAAGCAGCAUGACAAGUUGCGCAACCUUGGUGCGAAGGCUCUGUUCGACUACAAUGACCAGAACAUCGUGGCCUCCUUACUCCAAGAGGGCGGUGCAACUGGCAUCCCGCUGAUCUUCGACUGCAUUGGAAGCAAGUAUGGAAGCAUUGCACCCAUCUCCCAGGUCGCAAGGGACGGCGCGAAGGUUGCUAUACUGCUGCCGGUCAUUGUGCGAGACUCGACCGAGGUAGAAGCUCCUGAGUACGAGAUGGACGUCAAGAAGGCGGCAGACUGGAAGGCAGGUGUCGAUGCUCGAGGCGUUAGAACACACUUCUACUUAGACAACGAAUUCUUCAGAUACCACCUCCAACCUGACAUUAUGCCCACGAUGCUGAAAGAGCGCAUUGUCGAGCCACAAAGGCAGAAAAUUGUCGAAGGCGCGACGUUGUUGGAAAGAGCGCAAAAAGCGAUGGACAUGCUUCGGCGCAAAGAAGUCAGUAUGGAGAGAUUGGUCUGGUCUGUCAGCGAUACCGAACCAUAAGAG